Molecule: messenger RNA, 1182 nt
Organism: Morchella importuna
Lineage: Eukaryota; Fungi; Ascomycota; Pezizomycetes; Pezizales; Morchellaceae
Exons: 4
Coding region: 1-1182 (393 amino acids)
Biological process (GO): carbohydrate metabolic process; chitin catabolic process
Cellular component (GO): extracellular region
Molecular function (GO): chitinase activity; chitin binding
Source: RefSeq, a predicted model, not a curated record
AUGUCCCAGAACCCUGGUGACCAAGUCCCACCGCCGAUACCAUGGUACACUCAUCCCCGCAACUUUCUAAAGAGCCAUCUAGCCCAUCUAGGUGACCACCUGGGUGGGCAUAUUCAUCCACACCAUACGCCGGAACCAUUGCGGAUAUAUGCAAAUGGAGUUUACUACCCAAAUUGGCGCAUCUAUAAAAAUGAACCUCCAAGUUCCUUAACAUUGGGGUUGAUCUCACAUGUCUUCUACUCCUUCGCUUGGGUAAAGCCGUGUGGAACUGUUUAUCUGAGUGACGAAUGGGCAGAUUCACAAAUCGAUGUCGACGGGACCAAGGGGUGUUUGAGGUCUUUCCAGGAGCUGAAGGCAAAACAUGGGCAUCUGAAGGUCAUUCUUUCAAUUGGAGGAGGGGGGAAAGGAAGUGACAACUUUGCUGCCGUAGCAGCAAGGCAAGAAGCUCGUGAGAAGUUUGCCUCAACAGCGAGGGAACUGGUUGUAGAGUACGGUUUAGACGGAAUAGACAUUGACUGGGAGCAUCCGGCCGAUCUUAAACAAGGCCGAGAUUACAUCUCCCUUCUCGAAUCUAUCCGUCGCUGGCUUCCCGCGCCACAAUACAUCUUGACAUCGGCGCUACCAGCUGGUGAAUGGGCUCUUCAAAACAUUGAUCUUUCGAUUGCUCAUCACUAUCUUGAUUUUAUCAAUUUGAUGUCAUAUGAUUUUUCAGGACCUUGGGUCCCCUCAUCGGGUCACCAAGCCCAGCUCUUCUCACCACGGCGUGCCCAUUGUGAUGCGGCUAAGCUUUCCGCUCAUUCCGCCAUCUCUUAUCUUAGGUCAAAGUCCGUACCAGCUGCAAAAAUUCUCAUGGGCAUUCCCGCAUAUGGCCGUUCAUUUCUGGGCUGCCAUAACAUUGGCCAAAAGUUUUCUGGAUCUGCGGGCGAAGAGGGAACAUUCGAAUACAAGGAUUUGCCAAGACCGGGAGCAACGGAGUACGUGGAUUCGACCUUGGGCGCUGCUUUUUGUGUAGGCGGUGAUGGAGGGUUUAUUACAUACGACAAUCCAGAGACUGCAAAGAUGAAGGCCCAGUACGCGAAGGAGAACGGGUUAGGAGGCGUAUUCUUUUGGACUGGGACUGCAGACGUCAAAGGCCCCAGAAGUUUGAUUGAAGCCACCUUUAGCUGCCUACAUUCGGGCUAA